AUGACAUCCUCGUCGUUGCAGGCUCGGCCGCGAGAUGACAAGCAGUCCCGCCGUAUGAUGUCGUACCGAGAGCAAAAGAAGAAGGAGAUGUCGGGUCUAGAAGGCACCAUCCGCCAGUUGGAACACAUCCCGUCUGUCCUACACAAGUCCGUCCCCACACGGCUAGCCCGGAGUCUGCUUCUCCUGCUGUGGCAUGAAGUGGCGAGGUCUCUGGCAGACCUUCGUAUGCUGUCCGAGUCUCAGAACCAAGCGCUGAAGGCCCAACUCGUCGAGCAUGAAGCGCUGCCUUCCCUAGACCACAAUCGCACCUCGUGGAGGCACGCGUCGCUGCUGAACGACCCGGCCACCCGAAAACUCGGCAAGGAGUGGAUCACAGAGCACAUGUUCCACAACACCGACGCCAUCUUUCAUCAGUACGGCUUCCCGCCUCGGGAAUCGUUCGAGCACCUUCUACACGACUUCAACUUUACCUUCGACGAUAACGGGUAUUGC
This is a messenger RNA of Aphanomyces astaci, 492 nucleotides long. RefSeq lists its product as hypothetical. NCBI's taxonomy places the organism in Eukaryota, Oomycota, Saprolegniomycetes, Saprolegniales, Verrucalvaceae. The annotation marks the transcript as partial. The transcript has 2 exons. The record is from RefSeq and is a predicted model, not a curated record.